AGUCCAAGGAGAUGCACACCUUCGUUUCUUAUCCUCUGGAGUACCAAUUCGUAAUAUAUACACAUAAUGCCGGACAAUAAAAUUCCCGAUUGGAUUACUGCCGAGCUUUUCGAAGAUUUGCUCAAAGCAAAUAUAGAAGGCUAUUCGAAGGUGAAGAACUUCAAGGCGGAAAUCGGAUCCGCGGCGGGAGAGAACUAUGCCACCAUCAUGUUGCGGAUUCACGUCGAAGUGGAGUUGAAGGAUGGAAAAUUCAAGAAGCUAUCCUUUAUGAUGAAGCUGCCGCACCAACUGGAGAUCCUGCAGGAGAUGACAAAGAAGAACAGCAUGUUCGACAUGGAGCGAAGCAUGUACACUCAAUAUGUGCCCGAAAUGGAGGCUCUUUACAAGGCCGCAGGCCUGGAGAUUACUUUCGGUGCCAAGAGUUACGACCUCAAGGACGCCAAGAGCGAAUAUGUGGUCCUGGAGGAUCUGGGCAUGAGGGGAUUCAAGAAUGCCAACCGACUCGAAGGUCUGGAUCAAACUCACACAGAGAGGGUGCUUCUCAAGCUGGCCCAGUGGCAUGCAGCCAGCGCUGCGAGAGUGGCCACCAAGGGUCCAUAUCCGCAAGAUCUGAUCAUUGGCUUCUUCAAGGACGAUAACCGCCAAAUGAUGACCGAAAUGACAAAAUCCCUGGGUGAGAAAUUCCUCAAAUGUUGUGCCACCUACGAAGGCAACGAGGCGUACAUCGAGAAAGUCAAAGAGCUACAGCCUGUGAUUUUGGACAAAAUGUUCGAAAUGGCCAAGGUCGAUCCAACGGAGUUCAAUGUGUUGAACCAUGGUGAUUCCUGGGCAAAUAACAUCAUGUUCCAGUACGAUGCCUUCGGCAAGAUCAAGGAGGUGUACAUGGUCGACUACCAGCUUCCCAAGUACGGAACUGUCGCGCAAGACCUUCAGUACUUCCUGCUCUCAUCUACCAAAUUUGAGGAUAAGCUGUCCAAGUUCGAAUAUUACAUAAAGACGUACCACAGCUAUCUGGUGGAGCACCUGAAGAUUCUUAAGUACUCUAAGCCCAUCCCCAGCCUGCGAGACAUCCACUUGUCGCUCCUCAAACACGGAUCUUUCGGCUUUUCUGUAGCCACAGGUGUGAUGGCCGGCGUUCUGCUGGAUCCCACGGAAAAGGCCAGUUUCGAGAACUUUGUGGGCGACACCCAAGACGGAAUAGAUUUCCAGAUGCAGCUGUACAGUGGUCCCCGGUACCGGAAACACAUCGAGGCGGUCAUGCCAUGGCUGCUCAAUCGUGGUGCCCUGGAGUCUAAUUAGUAUUUUUAACAGCAGUUUUCCCAACAAACAAUUUCCUAGUUUGACCAAUAAGAGCUCAUCAACUGAGUCAUAACCUAAGGUGGCGAUAAGGUUAUCUAUAUCUGAUUGAAAGUAUUAAUAAAACGGUACAACGCCGAUCGAUAGAUCAAUGUUUGCAAAACA
This is a messenger RNA of Drosophila serrata, 1461 nucleotides long. RefSeq lists its product as uncharacterized. The record is from RefSeq and is a predicted model, not a curated record. Lineage: Eukaryota; Metazoa; Arthropoda; Insecta; Diptera; Drosophilidae.